Messenger RNA from Nasonia vitripennis (jewel wasp), 2806 nucleotides. RefSeq lists its product as uncharacterized. The transcript has 2 exons. The record is from RefSeq and is a predicted model, not a curated record. Lineage: Eukaryota; Metazoa; Arthropoda; Insecta; Hymenoptera; Pteromalidae. The coding region runs from base 1657 to 2526 and encodes 289 amino acids.
UUUGUUGGUUAUCCUAUGGAAGAUACAGCUGUUACCGGCCUUGUUUUUAAAAUGCUCCUGUUCUCUGAGCUUUCGGCCGCUCGAGUCAUAUCGAAAAACAUUAUUUGCAUUAUACAUAUUUAAUAAUGAGUGCCAUAAAAAGUCAUUAAAAAUCUGAAAUAAACAUAAGUGACACUUGAAUGAACGUUUCAACAGUUUAUAUGUUUUAGGAUACGUAAGGAGGUUAUAUAAAUUAGGAUGCCUGCUGGUAAACGAGCUGUACAGCAUUCUGUGAGGCUAGAAGAGCUGAAAAAGUUUAAAGAAAUAUUUGAUGAAAAUGAAAACUUAUUACCAAAGUCAAAUGCAAUUUGGACUCAAGUUAGUGAAAAACUUGACGUUAAAAGAAGGAACAUAUAUGAAUAUGUUCAUCAAGACAGACAAAAUGUUAAAACGAACCUACUAAAAUAUUUUCGUGAUAACGAGAAUGCAAAAAAUGCAACAAAUUGCAAUGAAAGAGAAGAAAAUGAGCAGAAUGAUAUAAAUUAUAAUCUAAAAAAUAAUGAUCAGAAAUAUAGAUUGAAGCAAUGUAACAAAGACAGCUAUAAUAACGAAAGCUCUGAAGACCAAAACAGCUGUGAAGAAAAAAGCUCUGAAAAAAAAGUGUAGAAAAAACUGAUCAAAAAUACUUCAAUGUAUUAGAUAUGUUGCAUCAAUUAAGACUAGAUAUGCAAUUUAAAAAAUUUAUACGUCAAAUCAAUUAUGUAUAUUUUUACUGUAUGUGGUGGAGUCCAGAACAAAUACAGUUUUACAGAUCAGUUUUAAGAAAAAUUAACUAUUUAGAACUAUUGGUAUUGGAAGAUUGUGUUAAUGAAAUAAGUAUUUCAAAGAAUACGAGUGGAAAGAUAAAUUUAUGUACAAUUGUUGGAGCUUCUGAUUCAAGUCAAGUGUUUUCAUUUUGUCAAAUGCUUUCAGAAAGUUUUGAUAAAUUAUAUCUGUUCUUCUCAGAAUGGAUAAGAUCUGGUGCAUCGAUACCUGAAGAAAUUCUUUGUCCUCCUAUAUACAAAGUUUUAUCCGCUGUUUGUGAUGCAUUCAAUGGAUCAAUUACUUAUGAGCUGUAUCUUCAGCAAUGUUUUCUUGUUCUUUCAAAUUUAUUGGUUUCUAAUCGUUUACCAAAGUUCACAUUUCAUAUACCGAUCACAAGUGUCCUCACAUGGAUGGAAGAAUUAGAGUGCUUUAAAAAGGAUAGUAUAAAAAGAUUCUAUAUGCAUAGUAUUUUAUACUUAAGUUCAAUACACGAAUGGGAUGGGCUUUUGAAUGCUUUAAAAGAAAUAUUUAUUCUUUUACUAAGUGAGUGCGAAAAUGAGCAUGUCAUUAGAUAUAGACAAAACUUAAUUAAAAAAUUUGAAUCACAGGGUGCAUUAAACUUUGAUAAGACACAAAUUGGUAACAUAUUAGAUAUAAUAAAUACAAAAGUACCUGAAAAAUUGACAGAAUUUUUUGAACAACAAAGCAAAGACAUUGAAUCUUUAUACAGUAGUGGAGAAAGUUUUUAUGACAUACUAAAUGCCUAUUUGUGUAAAGAGUUUACUAACUAUUUAAUUAAAUGAUGCACUCAUUUUCCAUUAUGAACCUCUUUAUUAAAAAAUAAAUUCAGUCGAUUGUCAUUGGCAUCCUCGUAUGUGGCCGUUACUACUACAAAAAAAAAAUUUUAAUGUUGAUCAAUACAUUCAAGAAAAUAUUAAAAAACUAGAAAGUGAAAUUCGAAGUGCAAGAAUAGAAUUAUCUAGCCAAAAAUCAUUAAAAAAAUCUGAGAAAAAAAAUUUAAAUGAAAGUUAUUUUCAUCAAAAUGAAAAUUGGAUGGGUUUAGGUAAUGAAAAAUAUGAUUUCUGUAUUGAUGAAAAUGAAACACUUGAAACCUUAGAUGACGAAUCAAGUUUUAUGCAAAUGUCAGACCUCUCGGUAUCUCAUAAAAAAGAAUUGCAUAAAAGUGAAAAUGAGGCACUUGAAGUAAUCGAUCAUGAAUUGACUUAUAAUGAAGAAUUGCAUAAAAGUGAAAAUGAGGCACUUAAAGUAAUUGAUCAGGAAUUGAGUUAUAAUGAAGAAUUACAUAACAGUGAAAUUUUAGACAUUAUAAACUCCAAUUUAGAAUCUUCCGAAAGUCUACCAUUUUAUGAUACAACUGAAACUAAAAUUGUUGAAAAUAGUAAAUUCCAAUCAAAGUUAUUACCUGUAUUGCAUAAACAAGAGACUUUAAUUAAUUCAAAACUUGAGAAAACUACAGAAGUACAGAUAAGAAACAUUCAACAAAAAAAAGUUACUACACCGAAUAUCACUAAAAGUUCAAGUAAAACUAUUAUUAAAACUCAAAAUCAACCAGUAGAAUCUUGUAUAAUUCAAAUAAAUGCUAUAGACUUAUCUCAACACACAUUUCAGAUAAAUGGAAAUAAGAUGGAUCGCAUAAAUUACAAUGAUGUAUUAAUUUCAGUUAUCCAUACCUGUCCUUUUGAUAGCAUAUUUGAACUUAUUAUUCUUACGGUACAAAAAUAAAAUGAAAUGCAGAACUUAUUAUAUAAUCCAGUAAAUAUAGGUAAUAACUUGAAUGUUUUUAAAAUACUGUUAUGUUAUCUUAUUAACAAAUGUUCCAUUGACUAUCUUUACAGAGAGAGAAUACGUGUUAUGUUGCAAGUUAAAACAUUAAAAGAAUUGCCCAAGAAAUUAAAUUGUAACUACAAUGUAAACAAUUUGUUUUCAAUCCUUGCGGAAUCUUCUUGUAAUAACACCCAAGAGAUAUAUUGUCAUCUUUGUCAAUAUAGAUCAUCAAAAACUG